Messenger RNA from Racocetra persica, 336 nucleotides. The record is from the annotation of a GenBank genome assembly. Lineage: Eukaryota; Fungi; Glomeromycota; Glomeromycetes; Diversisporales; Gigasporaceae.
AUGGAAGACUUCACUGAAAUGUAUAGCAUUGGACAAUAUUACCAAAAUAGAAUAGUUAUUGAAAAAGAUGAACGAAAGUCUAAGAUAUCUGAACAGAUAAUCAAUAAAACAAGUGGUGAAGUGGAAAUAGACAAAAUUAAAAGAAAGAAAAUAAAGGUUGGUUCAGUAAAUGAUGAUGAAAUAGGUGAUAAGAAAUCUGAAGACUUAUCUAAACAGAAUUAUAAAGCAAACAAUUCUGAAAAUUGCUAUAAAAAUGAAAUAGGUAUUUCUAGAUUUGGUAAUAAAUAUGAGAAGACUGUUAGAGUAAGAAAUGUAUCUAUGGAUCAAUUGAAUCAG